AUAAUGUAUUCAACUGUAAGCACUUUAAGCAUCUAAUGAUAAAGCGAUAUAUAAAACCAAUACACUGUUAAUACUAGUUGCCUUUUCAAACUUCUUUUGAGGUCCCAAUAAGUCAUUGCUCAUGUCAUUAUUAACACACCAGUGCUUUCCCAGCUCUGACCUCUCUGCCAGGAACAGGUGAGCUUUAGCUUAACAGGUGAGCUAGUUGUUAGCAGAUUCCCCGCUAAACUUCCUCCAAUAAAACCCGCCCAGUUUUAAAAGAAGGGGAGGCGUCUUCUCCUCCACCCAGUGUCUGCCGCACCUGCGCCCUGCUUCUCUGCCGACCUCCUCACCGCCCCUACCGGCCUGUUUCCUCCUCGUCAUCGCUGAUGCUUCCCUGCUGUGUCCGACUCCCCGACCGACCGUACCUCUUCACCUGCCACCAGAACUACAGCAAAAUGGCGUAGUCAUGAUAGCAACUUUCCCGUGUAAAAUGAGCAGAAACGAGCGACAAAUAACACAGUGAAGCACCGCCUCUGCCAAGGGGGGGAAAUGCAGGACGACAUCGGCAAAGCAGCAGCCGGGAGCCCGGCUGGAGUCACUGGUGCGUCCUCAGCGCAGAAUUCCAUACAUUUGAAUGGCCAUACAGUUGCUCACAAUGGCUACAACCAGACAUCUACGCCUUCACCACAGCCCCAGCCUGAAUCUAGACCUCCGAGUCCUGUGUCCACUCAGUCGGCAGCUCUCCCCAGGGAACAGUGGGGUGGAAAAUAUGAGUUCCUGCUGUCCUGUAUAGGGUACUGCGUGGGCCUGGGGAACGUGUGGCGGUUCCCGUACCUUUGCUAUCGCAAUGGAGGAGGUGUGUUUCUCAUCCCCUACUUCAUCAUGCUCUUUUUUACGGGUGUUCCCCUCUUCCUCAUGGAGCUGAGUUUAGGCCAGUAUGGUGCAGCUGGUCCGAUCACUGUGUGGAAAUGCUGCCCUCUCCUCAAAGGUAUUGGAAUUGGAAUGCUCUGUGUGUCCACACUGGUGUGCCUCUACUAUAAUGUCAUCAUAGCGUGGACAUUUUACUACCUGGGCAGCUCGUUCCAGAGCCCCCUGCCCUGGUCAUGUGAUGCUAUAGCUAAUGCAGCUAUCUGUGGUAAUAACUCCACCGGCAAUAGCUCCAGCGGUAGACACCUCAGUCCCACAGAAAUAUUCUGGAAUGAACGUGUGCUGGGAGUAGUACACAGCGAGGGCCUUCAUGACCCGGGCCCUGUCCGGUGGCCCCUGGCCCUGUGCCUGCUGGCUGCCUGGAUCAUCAUCUUCCUGUGUAUGCUCAAGGGCAUCCGCAGCUCUGGCAAGGUGGUUUAUGUAACGGCUACCUUCCCGUACUUUGUGCUCAUCGUUUUGAUCAUCAGAGGUGCCACACUGGAGGGCUCUCUUCAGGGCGUUGCUUUCUACCUCACCCCAGACUGGGGCCGCUUAGCUAAUGCACAGGUGUGGAAUGACGCAGCCUCACAGAUCUUCUACUCGUUAGGUAUUGGAGUAGGAGGGCUGCUUUCUAUGGCCUCUUACAAUAAGUUUGACAACAAUGUCAUCAGGGACACUAUAAUCAUCACCACAGGAAACUGCACCACCAGCUUCUUUGCAGGAUUUGCUAUAUUCUCAAUCCUGGGUCACAUGGCGUGGAGGAAGGGCGUGCCGGUUGAUCAGGUGGCAGAUACAGGUCCUGGGUUGGCUUUUGUUGCGUACCCAGAAGCCCUUGCUCUGCUGCCAGGCUCAGUGUUCUGGUCCAUCAUGUUCUUCCUCAUGUUGUUCAUGCUGGGCGUCGAUACGCUGUUUGGAAACAUGGAGGGCAUCACUACGGCCGUGCUGGAUGAGUUUCCACACCUCAGAACGAACACGCUGCACAAGUCCUUAUUCUUGGGCGCACUGUGUUUUUCCUUCUAUCUGAUGGGCCUCCUGUUAGUGACUGAUGGAGGGAUUUACUGGUUCACUCUCAUUGACUCCUUCAGCACUAGUUUCGGCCUCAUCAUCAUCACCCUCUUCAUGUGCCUUGGCAUCUCCUUUUUCUAUGGAGUCAACCAGUUUUGUCAAGACAUCCUUGAUAUGAUCUGCCACUGCCCUCCCUGGUGCGGCAAAGUGCUGCUUUACUUCAAAGCCUGCUGGGUUUUCUUCACACCGUUUCUACUGCUGUUCAUCCUGACCUACAUCUUCAUUGAGAUGUACAACACUUCACUCCACUAUGGCUCUUACGUGUAUCCGCGUUGGGGCAAAGCUCUGGGUGUGUGCAUUGGCGCGACCUGCUGUCUACAGAUCCUCAUCUGGGCCAUCGUGGCCAUCAGCAAGGAAACUGGAACACUGAAAAACCGUUUCAAGAGCGCAAUUCGACCCCUGAAUUCCUGGAGGGUAAAUAACAGCAGCAGCAGAGUAGAGGAGAACAUGGAGCCGGAGAGAGUGGAGGCUCCGUUCACAGUCACACUCACUGACAUGGACUUUACAGCCAUGACGUGGGAGGUGGGAAGCCAGGCGUAACAACACUUGCAGAAGUGAUGAACUCAUGAUGAUAUGCAAAUUGUGUUGUAAAGAGACAAUGAAAUUUAUUGUUUUGUUUUUCGCCCCAGCUAGUCUCUGGUGGCUGUCUCAUCAGACUGUGUCCUGCAGGCCAGUGUGGAUCAAUUGCUUUAUUUAUACUAUUGUUUAUGUGUAUAUGAUUAGUGUUUUUAAUUUUUUUUUAUGUACAUUGCGUAGAUGUUAAGGUUGCAGUAUAUCUGCUGAUCUUAUUUAUUAUCAUCAUAGCAUAGUGCAAUGAACUGUCACUGACAGCGGCCAACAGCAGCUGACGUACCAAAUGUAGGAUGUCAUAUUCAAGGAGGAGGGACCGUUGCCUCUGCACCACUCAUGGACCCGGAGAAGUGAUCUCAAAUCACACAGAUUACAUGGCCGUACUGCGUCAAGAGUUCUUUUAAUCCAUUUUAUGUUUUACAAUGAAUUAUUGCUAAAAUGAUUGCUAGAAUGAAUAAAUACAUGAAAAAUAUAACUUGCCAAAACUUGAACUUGUUUUUGAAGUCGCUGUGCACAUGUCCUUGAGAGUAGACUCUCAGAUAUCAGUUUAUCUGAUUGUCUGAAUUUCAAAUGCGCACAGAAUUAUUGUAAUUAUUCACUUCUGGUAACAGUAGACAAGAAUUUGAGCUGUGCAUCUAAAAUGAUGCAUUGUUUGUGAAAAGACAAUUGGGGGAACUUAUCUAUAGCAGUUCUCCAUUGUCAGUUUCCUCUCUGCUGUUUGUUAGCAGAGCAGAGUCCUUAUUAAGUCACUGUUUUAUUGUUUUAUCCCUGUUUAGGUUUACUAUGUGAAGGAGCACUCACUGGUCCAUCAAGACAUGAUCAUUUUUGUCUUUGCUAGGAAAUCUGUUGGUAAAAAAUUAUAUUUAAGAUGAUUUAGAUUGUUAUUGUACAAUUACUGCAUCAAUGCAUUUUAUUUAGAUUGUUUGUUAGGUAAGCUCAGUUUUAUUUAAGUUGAGACAAAAAAAAGAAAAAGAUAAAAAAGAAAUCUAAGACACCUCCCAAAAAUGUUUUCCUCAAACAAGUAGAUGAUGAUGGAUAAAUGAAACCCUCUAGAUCUGCAGUGUUUAGGUUCAAAAUCACCUUCAGCGGAGCCAAACCUUUAAACCUUUAAGAGACAUUUGUUACCAUUUUUGUCAGGCCUUUACAUCAUGAAGUUUUUGCCUUUAAUCACCAAAUUGCCAUUCUCGUGUACAACUUUUACUGUAAAUGAUCAUUUUGACAACUAUUCAUUUUGUUUUGUUCUGACUUAUUGUUGAUCUUUCUGUCAGUGCUGUCUAAUGGAAACAAUUUUAAACUUUGAGAUGAGUGUAGUUGAGAUUAAUUUUGUUUAACUGGUUUUGUUUUAAUAUUUGAUCAAGAAUACAUUUGUGGUGACAGUAAUGGGCAGUGAUGGGGUGGUUUGGUGUUGACUGAGUUCUACCCCCAGAGGGCAAUGUUUAGGCAAAUAGUAGAGAGACGGCUUAGCACGUAUGAUCCAUGUCCGCUUCCUUAAAUGUCAUAUUUACCGAUAAUAUUGUAUUAAAAGACAAUUUAGAGUGAUAUGAAAGAAUUCACUGUUAUCUGUAAUAAUCUAAUGUCUGUGUGUAUAUGUAUAUAUAUGUGUAAAUUAAAUAUCUAUCUACAUCGCUGUA
Mugil cephalus (flathead mullet) is the source of this 4154-nucleotide messenger RNA. RefSeq names its product solute carrier family 6 member 7 (gene slc6a7). Gene Ontology annotation, biological process: sodium ion transmembrane transport. Bases 532 to 2493 code for a protein of 653 amino acids. Gene Ontology annotation, cellular component: membrane. The record is from RefSeq and is a predicted model, not a curated record. The transcript is spliced from 14 exons. Lineage: Eukaryota; Metazoa; Chordata; Actinopteri; Mugiliformes; Mugilidae. Gene Ontology annotation, molecular function: L-proline transmembrane transporter activity.